AUGUCUCGCGGCUCAGCCAUCCGGGAGCUCAUGAAGGCAUGCAUCGGCAAGCCUCGACUAGUCGCUGCCACCUCCGCAGCCUCUCAGCGUGAGGUCAUACAGCGUAUUCUAGAGCUGUCAGAUGUAGACAAGUUCGACAUGGUCCUUUUUGAUGAGGCCUCGCAAGCUACUGAGGCGUCGUUGAUGCUCAUCUUGACCACGGAAUGGUUCCUGGGUGUGGCGAUAGUUGUCUUGGGUGGAGAGCAUCUUCAACUUCUGUCCGUCGUCAAGUCCAAAGGUGAGAGCCGCGUCGGUAACAUUCUCAAGAUCUCGCGCCUUGAGCGCUUGAUCAAGGUCUACCACGACCGGCCCGUCAUCGAUCUCAUCUGCAGCUACCGUUGCCAGGUCCAGACAUGCAGACACGCCUCCGCGGGAUGA
This is a messenger RNA of Alternaria metachromatica, 417 nucleotides long. RefSeq lists its product as uncharacterized. The record is from RefSeq and is a predicted model, not a curated record. Bases 1 to 417 code for a protein of 138 amino acids. Lineage: Eukaryota; Fungi; Ascomycota; Dothideomycetes; Pleosporales; Pleosporaceae. Gene Ontology annotation, molecular function: helicase activity. The transcript has a single exon.